Messenger RNA from Penaeus indicus, 5994 nucleotides. It is a transcript of the gene Iml1, whose product is annotated as GATOR complex protein Iml1-like. Gene Ontology annotation, molecular function: GTPase activator activity. Bases 91 to 5154 code for a protein of 1687 amino acids. Gene Ontology annotation, cellular component: GATOR1 complex; lysosomal membrane. The transcript is spliced from 33 exons. NCBI's taxonomy places the organism in Eukaryota, Metazoa, Arthropoda, Malacostraca, Decapoda, Penaeidae. Gene Ontology annotation, biological process: negative regulation of TORC1 signaling; intracellular signal transduction; cellular response to amino acid starvation. The record is from RefSeq and is a predicted model, not a curated record.
UGAUGCACCCAAACAAACCGACUUCACCCGCGUCGCCUUCUCUCGUCUCCUCUUCUGCUUUGCUUUCCUCAAGUAUGACCAACAGAAGGCAUGUCAGAUUCCAAAAUGAACAAACUUAAGCUUCAGAGUCACCAGAAGAAUUACAGAGAGGAAGACCUGUUGGUAAAUGUGAAAGACCUUGGCCCAGAUGUUAAAGAGAACGAUGUGGUUGAGAUCUACCACCCGGAGGAUGAUUUGCCAAGGCUGCUUCUUCAGAUUCCAUCCACCAAAGAUGAUGUUACUGUACAGAAAGAUACUAUAAGCAUAGAGCAGAGCAUUGCCUCAACCUUUCAACUGAGGAUCUACAAAGAUGUAAUAGUUAACAAAGUUGAUCCAAAGGCAGUGGCCUUAGAGCUGGUGGAACUCACAUUCAAAGAUCAGUAUCUUGGCCGCUCGGAGAUGUGGAGAAUUAAAAAGAAUCUUGUAGACUCAGUUAUGUACAUUAACAAGAAAUUAGAAUUCUGUGCCGGGAGCAUACGAUGCCAAGUUUACGAGAUGUGGGCCCAAGGAGAGAAGGUUGCCUGUGGGGUUGUUACAGAUGAUACUAAGAUUGUUUAUCGAUCAUCUACGAGCAUGGUAUACCUGUUCAUUCAGAUGAGCUCAGAGAUGUGGGAUUUUGAUAUAUAUGGGGACCUUUACUUUGAGAAAGCAGUAAAUGGCUUCCUGUCUGAACUCUUUGCAAAAUGGAAGAAGGAAGGAAGUAAUCAUGAUGUGACCAUUGUGCUAUUUUCCCGCACAUAUUACAAAGCCAGUAGCAUAGAUGAAUUUCCCGCCUGUAUGAGGGAGUGUUUGCAGGAAGAUUACAAAGGCAGAUUUUACGAAGAUUUUUACAGAGUUGCUGUGCAAAAUGAACGAUAUGAUGACUGGUCUCCCAUACUGACUCACCUGCGGCAGUUGUUUAACAGCUACCUAACCAAAGUUCUAGAUCACCACCGACAGCAAGAUAUCUUUGUUCCAGAGGCAACUAAUUCAUGUGCCUCUCAGGGGAAUUUCCUAGAAGUGCUGAAUAUAUCACUUAAUGUUUUUGACAAGCAUUACCUUGAUAGAAGUUUUGAUCGCACUGGUCAGAUGUCGGUUGUGAUAACCCCUGGAGUUGGCGUCUUCGAGGUUGACCGUGAAUUAACCAACAUUACAAAGCAGCGCAUCAUUGAUAAUGGUGUUGGGUCAGAUUUAGUGUGUGUCGGAGAACAACCUUUACAUGCUGUUCCACUUCUGAAGUUUCACAACAAGAAAGGGAGCAUCAAUGCCGAUGACUACAGUAUGCCGCACACAUGGAUCAACUUGAGUUUUUACUCAACCAACAAGAAAGUGGGAUACGGCACCUUCGUUCCUCGCAUCAAGCUCCCUCCCGAGCGGCCCAGAACGGCAAAGAAAGAGAAGAUGGACGUAUUCAAUAAGCAACAUAUACAGCACACAGCUUUGCCGAACUCUAUUUUUGAUUAUGACGCCUACGAUGCACAAGUCUUCAAGUUACCAACAAACCAGAACAACAAAACUUACCGUAGUCUUCAGCGAACAGCAGCAAGGAAAAAAAAUAAUAGUCAGUCAGCCUCCAUGCAGCCAUUAACAAGAAUAAGCUUGCAGAGAAAGCUGUCAGACCCAGAUCUCUAUCACAGUGUAGAACAGAACUUACGUAGUCUUCAGCGAACAGCAGCAAGGAAAAAAAAUAAUAGUCAGUCAGCCUCCAUGCAGCCAUUAACAAGAAUAAGCUUGCAGAGAAAGCUGUCAGACCCAGAUCUCUAUCACAGUGUAGAACAGAUAUCAGGUUCUAUGGUUGCCUUAGGAAGUUCUGUAAGCUCAGUGUUUGACAAGUCUCCAGCCAUCAACAUUCCUGCAAGAAUAACAGAGAAUAAAACAUAUUCACAGUCAUUUGGAGCUCUGAAUGUGGAGGCAAUUCCAGGAGUGAAUAGACCACGCACGCAGACGCUGUAUGAAGGAGAGGAACUGUCUCCGCCCCAGUCAGUGAGAGUUGGAUCCAGUGCCGGGGCUUCUCCGAGUGAGCCUUCACAGGCAUUUACUCAGACAAAGCAAACCAUAGUCCAUCGUCCUGGAAGGUCACUAAUUAAUCCAUUUGACCCUUCACAUGUGACAAUUAAGUUGACGUCAAAUCGCAGAAGAUGGAUUCACAUUUUUCCAAAAGACCCAACUGGCGUACUGAUACAGCAACAUCACUAUCAAGCAUCAAAAGACUGUUCCAAAGAAAACGAGACUUCCUCGUCGCUGACCCCCCCUGAGGUGGAGCUCAGUCAGGUCUCCGGCCCUCUCUCGUCCACGCCCACCUCAUCCGCAUCGGGGUUGGGAACUCCAAGUCGGCCUAAGACCAUCAUGUCGCAGCUGAGUCAGGAAAGUAUUAGCAAUGGCCGUCGAGAUAAUAGAAACCGCACCUCAUCCCUUGCAGGUUCUGUUACUUCUGUUGACUUAUCAGUCCGUGGUGCAGCAACGCCACAGAAGACAAACGCCACUAUUAGGACCAUGCCUGGAGGUACCAUGGGGAAGGACAAGCACCAUGCCACAUUACUAUGGGGAGCCACAGGAGAGCAAGAGUGGACUGCUGGUCUCACUACUGCGCCAGAGCAGAGGGACGUUGUGAAGACGAACAUAGGUGUUGACUGGAAGAGUUUGUGUCUGCCAGCAUGCCUCCCCGUCACAACAGAUUAUUUCCCAGAGGACCGUUCUUUGCACAAUGACUAUGUGGUGGCAGAUUACAACCUCCUCCCAGAAGACAUGAAUGAGCAUGCAAGAGGGCGUAAGACUUUAGAUACAACACAGGUGUUUUUGGAACUUGUAUCACAAAGGCUUGCUCAGGGAUUCCAGAUGAUUGUUAGACCUGUGAAGAGCCACACUCAAGCAGCAGUAGCUAUAGGAAAUAGUCCUCGCUAUGCUGGAGUUGGGUCUCUUAUGAGGACAAGGUCACGCACAGAGGAAACUUCACAAGAAUAUAGGCUGUCUAUUGGACGCAUGUUCCACAAAAUAAGACUUUGUGGGUCAACAAUAACAGUUACAAUAUAUCGCCCAAGACAUCCCUAUCCACAACUAAAACGUCAAUACAAGUACAGAUUCCAGGCUCCUGAUAUGAGCAGCUAUGAAGUAUCAUGGGUGGAGUUUCGCACAGAGAGGCUAGAAACUUACAUGUGGAACCACCUAGACAAUUACAUUUGCUUCCGUGGAGAGUCACCUGAUUAUCCUUUAAUAGAACCUCUCAAAUUUUGGCGUUUUCGAGUGUUGUUGGUUCCAGAUUGCUACAGGUUGUCAACAAAGACAAUCAUGGAUUCUCCAACAGGGACUCAUUCAGAUAUUUACAAUGCUUUAACUCUUAAAGAACAGCAGGCAACCAUUGAAGGAUUCCUGAGAUUUCUAGAAAUAACUGUGCAUCGACUGAAGAAACCAGUUAGUGCUCGUAAAAGCAGGAAGGCAGGAGGGGGAGGGAAAGUAGUUGGGGUGUAUGGGGGUGGCGGGAGGAGACACAGCCUCGGCCCGUACUUGUCUUGCUUGUCCUCCACCACUCCCUUCACCCCGAGCUCCACCACUGCCACCAGUACAUCUACUGCAAAUACUACUGCUGUAAUAGCAGGUGGAAGUGGGCAGUGUGCUGUUGCUUUUCGAGAGAGAUUAGGGAGUAACAGAGUGCUAGAGAGGCCCAGACCACGCUCAGGAGGGAAAACGUCAGAACGCUUGCACAUGGACAGUGGAAGUCGUGAGAUGCAUUCUGACGCACCAGAGAUGAAGUCCCUCUUAGAGCCAGAAGAAGAAAAUAAAGAGGAAGGAGAAAACAAGAAGGUAAACCUGAGCUCACCCUUAACGGAAAUUGUUGAAAUGAUGAGAGAUCCUGUGAAGGGUGUAGGACUACUAAAUAAACAGGCAGGCUUACCAACUCUGACCUUUAUAGCAGCUGAUGCCACAACAUGGGUAUGUGAGCAUGUAGAAGGAGCAAGCACUGAAGUCAUGGCAGUAGACUUAUUACAGAAAAUACUCAAGAAAGAAUUGAUAUGUCAUGCGUCUGGAGAUCGACAGCAUCCUUUUGUACAUGGUUUCUUCCUUUACUUCUUUGUAACAGGAAACAAAGAACAAGACCAAGUAUUAUGUGACACAUCUACAUACUCUACUGAAUGGCAUGAGGUUGAAGUGGAGCCCCUGAGCACAAAACCUGGUGCAGCUCAACCAGGCCCAAGAUCAAGCUCGCCCUGCCCUACUUUUUUGCAGCCUGAGCUCCCUACUUACAUCCCAUGGAAGGGAAGAUAUAGUUUGUACAGGAUUGGGCUGUUGGACAUAGAUAUCAACAACCGCAGUGACAGAAUUGAGUGGGGUCACCUCAAACACCAUUCACUCUUCUCGCCACUUCAGGCCUUUGAGCUCAUUACCCAGUGGCUGUGUGCAACGGGAUCUGUAGUUGCAGACUUGAUGAUGAGUUGGCAACGUAAGGCCCUGCCAUGUGGCCUUCACCUCUUUCCUGUGCCAAGUGAUCCGUUUGCCUUGCCAUAUUCCUACAUAUCUGAUCCUCUACGUGGCCCUAUACUGAUACCACUGAAUGUGGCAUGUCUUAGUAGUACAGGAGAACCAUUUGCACAGUUUACCUCCAGUACUUGGGGAAGACGAAUGCAUUUGUUUCAGGAGGCAAUACUGGAGAGGUUUGGAUUUGUUCCCUAUAUAACGGAAGCUCAUAGCUCAGAGCAAAACCAGUAUGUACAUGUGACAGGGAACAUGUUUAUUAUGAUUCACUCGCCAGGCACAGGAGUUCAUUCGCACCUUCCUUACCCUCCUGAAGUCUCAAGGGGAAGAAUGUCAACUACCCCCGUCACCCCGACCACCUUUCCCCAGGCUGACUACCUCUAUGGCGUCUCCAGCCCACAUGUGGAGUAUUUCCAUCGCUUGAUCGCUGACUUGUAUUCCCGUGAAAUCAGCGAAAAGCAGCCUGGGUUUUUGUGGUCCUUCAACUACAUGCUCACAAGGCGGUGGAAGUCCGUUGUCUCCGGCGACGAAAUAUUAGGGGAGAAGAUGCUGCACGACUUCAGGCAGUUUUGCACGAACCAUCACGGUCGGCUGCGAGAUUUCUGGGACUCGCACCUCCCCCAGUUAUCUCCUGUGUCGCCAGCUGAUGAACUUGUUGGAGAGUCUUGAAGCUGUUUGUGGUCAACAUUCUUUUUGCAAAUGGUUCUUUGAGUGAUACCCAAGUAUUUACGUGGAAAGUGCAUAAGUUAUUGUACAUGGAAUUUACUUGAAGCUGCCUUUAUUAAAUUUCUUAUUGUUAUUGAAAAGAUGGAAGUAUUGCAGUAUACAAUAUAAAAUGUUUAUUUUUCAUAUUUUCAGUAAAUUGUGCAUAUAAGGGAGUGUAUGAGUGUGUGUGUGUGUUUGUGUGCAUGUGUGAAUGCUUUCUACUUGAGUGUAAUCUAAUAUAGAUGUAUUUUGUUUAAUAAAAAAAAUGCUAAAAUAACUGCAUUUAUUUAGUUUUCUUGUUUUUUUUUGGUGUUAAAAAGUUGUUAUUACAUCAAGCCCAGUUAAUGCUGACAUGCACAAUUUGAAUGAAAUAUCAUUUAUUCAGUACAAUUUAUUUAAUUGCGAUUAUGUUGUUUAAUUAACAUGUAGAUUUGUAAACAUAAGUUUUAUAUUGAUAGGAAGAUGAUUCAAUUUCCCUUUUUUUAAACAUAAUGUUAUAGUAUUUUCCAAAGGAUUAUUAUACAGAGUUUUUUCUACAUAGAUGAUCAGACAUUUGUGUAUGUAUAUAAAGCAAAAUUGCACUUUGUUUUCCUUUCCUAAACUCAGUGUUAUACGAGUCAAAAGGGUUGGUGAUGUAAAUUGUAUAUAUACAAAAAGCCUUCAAAGCUGUUGUUGUGAAAUAACCUUGUACAGCUUCAUCCAGAGUGAGUCUAACAUUAGGAUCUCAGGUAUCUUUUUUAUAUUAUGAUUGAGAUUUUGAUGGCAUACUUCAUUGGGAAGUCAAUAAAAAAUUUUGAAGAUAAA